CGCAACUCCAUGUGUGAGAAGAGCAUUAUUUGGCAACCGGAACGGCAGCGGGGAGGGCUGUGAACAGGGGGGGAUCCCCAGGAUUUUUUAAGCACCGAAUUACCGGGGUAAAUAGUCACCCAAAUCGCGAGGAAGAGCCGGAGACAAAAGGAUCACAUCACCUCGACUCCGUGAGUGUUGCCAUGGCGGAGGAGGCCGUGCGGCAGACCCGCAGCCAGAAGAGGGCGCUGGAGCGGGACGCCCCGCCCGCGGAGGUGGACAGUAAGAAGGUGCGGCUGGACAGGGGGGACCUGCUGAAGAGCGACCCUGGGGGCGGAGCCAGAGGAGGAGGAGGCGGAGGGAAGGCGGAGCCUGUGGGGAGGGUGUCCAGCAUCCUGAACGCCGGGGAGGUGAAGGCCACCAUCAAAGUGGAGGUUCAGACCGGAGACCAGCCCGUCGACAUGAGCACCGCCAAAAGUACCGUGAAGGGGGAGAGGCGACCGCCCUCGCCGGAUGAUGUCAUCGUCCUGUCGGACAACGAGCCCCCCAGCCCCCCCAUGAACGGGCUGAGCCACUGCCCCAAGGAGAUGGACACGGAGGGGCUCCUGAGGAGCAGUCCGGAGGAGAGGGAGCGCAUCAUUAAGCAGCUGAAGGAGGAGCUGAGGCUGGAGGAGGCCAAGCUGGUCCUGCUGAAGAAGCUGAGGCAGAGCCAAAUUCAGAAGGAGGCGUCGGCCCAGAAGACCACUGGGUCAUCCAGCUCUGUGGCCACACCGCCCCCUCUGGUCAGGGGUAGUAUUGCAGCCAACAAAGGGUCACUGCAGGUGGUGUCGGGGCGGAGCGCGGGCGGGGUCAUCCCCCCUCCUCUGGUGCGGGGCGGGCAGCAGGUCUCCUCCAAACCCGGGGCGCAGAACUCCCACAUCGUCAUGCCCCCCCUGGUCCGAGGGGCACAGCCGAUCCAGGUGACCCCCCAGCAGAUCCACAGCAUGCGGCAGCAGCCCCACCAGCACUCUGGCUCGGGGCCCCCUCCCUUGCUGCUGGCCCCCCGCCCGGUGGUCCCCGGGGGGGUGCAGGUGCAGGGCCAGAGGGUCAUCCAGCCCAGCCUGAUCCGCGUGGCCAACGUGGGCAGUGCUGGCCUGCUGGUCAACAUCUCCCAGGCUUCCGCCGGCUCCCUGAAAGGCUCCACUGUGACAUCACAGUCGCAGCUGAUGGGCAGCGGCGUGUCAUUGGCCGGCGCGGCCGAGUCUCCCGCCAGCCGCCAGGCGGCCGCCAAGCUGGCCCUGCGCAAGCAGCUGGAGAAGACGCUGCUGGAGAUCCCGCCCCCCAAGCCCCCCGCCCCCGAGCUCAACUUCCUGCCCUCCGCCGCAAACAACGAGUUCAUCUACCUGGUGGGGCUGGAGGAGGUGGUGCAGAACCUGCUGGACAUGCUGGCCAAAGGUAAGCCCCAAGCCCCGCCCCCGCCCAAGGAGCCGUUCACCUGCUCCCAGUGCCAGACGGACUUCACCUCCCGCUGGCGCCCGGAGGAGGGCGGGAGCGCCGUCAUGUGCGAGCACUGCAUGACCUCCAGCCAGAAGAGGGCGCUGAAGGCAGAGCACACCGGUCGGCUGAAGGCCGCCUUCGUCAAGGCCCUGCAGCAGGAGCAGGAGAUCGAGCAGAGGAUGCUGCAGCAGACGUCCGCCUCGCCCGCCUCGUCCCACGCCCCCUCCUCUUCCUCAUCCUCCUCCUCCUCUUCUUCCUCGGUGGUGGUGAAGGUGGAGCCGCAGGGGCUCAAGCAGCACGCCCGCUCCAGCCCCGCCUCCCUGCAGGUGCACGGCCGGGUCACGCCCGUCGCCCGACACCAAUCUGCCAUCAAACAGCUCUCCAGAAGUGUCCAGCCCACAGUGGUGAGGGGGGUGACCCACACCUUCUCCCCGACUCCACAGAUCCAGAACGCAGUGGCAGCCGCAGCACUGGUGACCAGGCCAGGAGUCACCAUGGCGUAUGUGAACCCCAGCCUCACCGCACACAAGAGCUCCUCGGCAGUGGAGCGCCAGCGGGAGUACCUCCUGGACAUGAUCCCCUCCCGCUCCCUGUCCCAGGCCGCCAACGCAUGGAAAUAACCCGCUCCCCCCGUCCUGAUUACUCACCAUGACGACGCUCAGAACCGCUCUCACCGCCAUAGCGAUCGACACGCCCCCCCCCCCCCCCCCAGCUGGAAACCAACCCUGAGACACCCAGAACCGCUAACUCGAUCCGAAACGGAAAUAAAAAAAACCUCUCUCUCUCUUCUUCAUCUGUCCCUCUCUCUUUCUCUUUUGUUUCCUUACUUCUUCUGUUUGUUUUGGAUGCCCGUCCUUAUUUUUCAGGGCUUGGGUUUUCAGGGCUUUUUCAGGGAUUGUGGGAUUGUUGUGGGGAGGGGGGGAGGAGGGGAGGGGUCGGGGCAGAGAAUGGAGGGAGACUAAAUACCGACGAAAUGAAAAUGAGUACACAAAGGACCCCUCUCUCUUCCUGUUCCCUCCCCGUCGCCUCGUCACCGGCGCACAGGGAUGAUGUCAUCAACUGUCGCCUGUAAGGAUGGUGAUGUCAGACAGAGUGAAUGACCUUUGACCUCACCCCUCCCCACAAAACGGCUGUUGUGCAAACGGAAUUUCCCCCUUUCCCCCGCUUCCCGCCACGGGCGCGACCGUUGGGAGACACGCGGACUGAGCGGCAGCGGUUGUCGCCACGGGCAACGGCUCGACCUCGACAAGAUGCUAGGUUUCUUUAGCAAAUUAAAAUACAAGCAUAUUAAAGAGGAAUAAUAAAAGACAACAAAAAACAAAAUAAAAUGACAACAAACGUGCUCUCGUGUCCGGAGUCUCAGGUGUGGGACAGUAGCUGGGGUUUUUUUUUUUUGGGGGGGGGGGGGGGGGGUUUGGGAUAGGAGGGCAGCCGUAGAAGAUUCCGGAGUGUCCAGCUUCCAGCUGCUUGCAUUACGAACCAUUUCUGUGACUCUGUCGCUGCGGAGUUGUCAACCUUCAACUCUUCGAGAUGGCUGUACGAACUGGUUUCGACGUUGGCUCAAAAACUCCUUUUAUUUUUGUUUGUUUUUUUAAAUUAUUAUUAUUAUUAUUAUUAAUGUAGUCUUUGGAGUAAGCGUGGAAACUUUUACACAGCGGACGGGAAACCGUGGAGGAUUGGGACUGUGUCGGGACUGUGUCGGGACUGUGUCGCUGAAACUGUGUGGGAGAUCCUGCUGGCUUAAAUACAGACAGAAGAAAGCACGCGAUGGCGGACUUCAAACGGAUGUUUUCCGGACAUUUCCUGCGAACCCCAACCGGCCGAUGUAUGAUCGAGGGGAGGGGGGGGUAACCCUUUUCUCCCGAUUUUAGGCUUGGCCAAAGUUGCGUUUCAUAUUUUAAGUUGUCCUUGCUUUAGACGGAUGUGUUUCAAAUAGGUGAGUGUUGGCUUGAGGGGUGUUGCACGUUUCUGGCAGAAACCAAGGCGUAGAUGCAGAAAUAGUGUCUUCAUUCCCUGGACACCGGGGGGGGGGGGCGAAGCUCACGCUCACGUCUACACAACGGGUUGAGCCGAACUUCAUUCCGCUCCGUGUAUCCUGAACGUACCGAACGUUCAUGUUUAUUUUCUCUUUCUUUAUCUGUCUCUCUGGGGUGAUUUCUGUGUUGCCUUUGAUAAGUGUGCAGGGGAGAGAUCUCCAGGCACAGGGUUGGCGCUGGGCUCCACCUCAUUGGCCGUGGCUGACCCGGUUGCCAGGGGAACGCGAUGCGUUUCGAACCCUGGCGAGGUCGGCCGUUUGGGCGGAAUCUACGCACGGCAUGUCCUGAGUCACGCGGCUGACCCGGGUCAUCACCGCUGUGAGGGUGACCUCCUGCUUCUUAAAAAAAAAAAA
Messenger RNA from Anguilla anguilla (European eel), 3844 nucleotides. Its product is annotated as transcriptional repressor p66-alpha-like. Gene Ontology annotation, molecular function: sequence-specific DNA binding. Lineage: Eukaryota; Metazoa; Chordata; Actinopteri; Anguilliformes; Anguillidae. The record is from RefSeq and is a predicted model, not a curated record. Gene Ontology annotation, cellular component: NuRD complex. The coding region runs from base 183 to 2075 and encodes 630 amino acids. The transcript has 11 exons. Gene Ontology annotation, biological process: negative regulation of transcription by RNA polymerase II.